Molecule: messenger RNA, 1035 nt
Organism: Prinia subflava (tawny-flanked prinia)
Lineage: Eukaryota; Metazoa; Chordata; Aves; Passeriformes; Cisticolidae
Product: serine/threonine-protein kinase pim-1-like
Exons: 8
Coding region: 1-1035 (344 amino acids)
Biological process (GO): protein autophosphorylation
Cellular component (GO): cytoplasm
Molecular function (GO): protein serine/threonine kinase activity; ATP binding
Source: RefSeq, a predicted model, not a curated record
AUGGCGCUGCUGGGGAAGGCGCAGCAGGCCCUCCAGGAGCAGUACCGCCUGGGUUCGCUGCUGGGCCACGGCGGCUUCGGCAGCGUCUGGGCGGCCACACGGCUCUCAGACCGUGCCCCGGUGGCCAUCAAAAGGGUGCCACGGAACCGUGUCCGGCAUUGGGGUGAGCUGCCCAACGGCACCAGCGCACCACUGGAGAUCGUGCUGCUGCACAAGGUCUCCACUGGCUUCCCUGGUGUCGUCCAGCUGCUGGAGUGGCUGGAGCUCCCCAAAGACAUCAUUAUCAUCAUGGAGCGCCCGGAGCGUUCUCAGGACCUCCAGCAUUUCAUUCGGGCACGGCGGUUCCUGUGCGAGGAGGUGGCGCGGGAGCUGUUCCGCCAGGUGCUGGAGGCCGUGCGGCACUGCACCAGCUGCGGGGUCCUGCACCGCGACCUCAAGCCAGGGAACAUCCUGCUUGACCUGGCCACCGGGCAGGCCAAAUUGAUCGAUUUUGGCUGUGGCACCUACCUACAAGACACAGCCUAUACUCACUUUGCAGGAACACCAUCAUACAGCCCCCCGGAAUGGAACCACUUUGGCUGGUACUAUGGACAGCCAGCUACCGUCUGGUCCCUGGGCAUCCUGCUGCACCAGAUGGUGUGUGGGGAGCACCCUUUCAGGAGGGGCCACAAGAUCAGCUGGGACCAUCAGCUCUCGCUGCCACCACGGCUCUCUCAAGAGUGCCAAGAUGUCAUCCGGCGGUGUUUAUCCAUGCUGGAUGUGGACCGGCCUUCAAAUCUGACUCAGACGGAGACAGUUCUGAACCCGACGUUCGUCGUGCACCACAGCCGCAAGAAAAAUAGUUCGGUACCCGAGGCGCGGCAGCGCGUGCGAUUUUUCUGGCAAGGACUGGCCGAGGAGGCCAGAGACGCCGAGCACGUGGCUCAGGAGAGCACGCGGCCGGCACCGCCACCGUACAGGUUUGAAAAUGGCGCCGGCGACAGCGGGGAGGGGCGGGGUCUGAACGUUUGUGGUGGGGAGAGCCCGGAGCCGUAG